Molecule: messenger RNA, 4338 nt
Organism: Trametes versicolor FP-101664 SS1
Lineage: Eukaryota; Fungi; Basidiomycota; Agaricomycetes; Polyporales; Polyporaceae
Product: transcription regulator
Exons: 17
Coding region: 1-4338 (1445 amino acids)
Biological process (GO): nucleosome organization; regulation of transcription by RNA polymerase II
Cellular component (GO): nucleus; chromatin
Molecular function (GO): chromatin binding; ATP binding; ATP hydrolysis activity
Source: RefSeq, a predicted model, not a curated record
AUGCUCAACGGCCACGACGACGACGACCCGAUGGCCUCCGGCGCACUCUCCCCCGUCGCGCCGCUCAGCAACAGCGACGAUUCAGACAAUACGAUGCAGGUCGACUCCGAUGUAGACGUUGGCCGCAAUGUGGAUGCCGACGCCGACGGCGAGUAUGACGACGACGAUGCACAGAGCGUGCACGAGGCUAGCGGCCCCUCCUCCUCCUACCACAAUAAGCGAGUCGUGAAAGAUGAGGAGGAUUCAGGCUACGAAGAUGAAGCAGAAGCAGAAGAACCAAAUGACGAUGAGGAGGAGGACGCGUCGUACGCGGAUGAGGAGUAUGGUGCGCCCAAGAAGAAAGCACCCAAGAAGAAGAAGGCGCCGUCGAAACCGAAAGUCGCCCCUCGACCCUCAAUACCCGACUCGGAUUCGGAUUCUGACUACGGCGCGCGCUCGAAGAAGAAGAAGAAAACGCGAUCGGCGAACGACGAGAUACGCGUGUCGAGCAGAGGCGUCAAAAUCCCAAACUACGUCGACGACGCACAGGAUUUCGAGGACGACGAUGCAGACGCGCUCGCGUUGGCUGAAGCCACUGUUCCGGUCAAGGAGGAGGAUGAGAUCGAGAAUGUGCUCAGCCACUGUAGAGACGAGGGACACGAAGAGGAUGCGGAGGACGAUUGGUACAGCAAUAUCCGUUUCCACAUCAAAUGGAAGAACUUUUCCCAUCUACACAAUACGGAUGAGGUCUACGAGUUCUUGAAGCGCUUCAAGGGCCUCAAACGCGUCGACAACUACAUCAAGGCGUACAAGAUAGACCAGGAGCGUCUGAAGAACCCGAGACUCUCUAGGGAAGACCUAGAGACCAUACUCCUGCGGCGCGAACGCGACAAGGAGGAACUCGAGAUGCACAAGACGGUAGAGCGCGUGAUUGCCCAGCGCGACAACGAGCAGGCGGUCGUCGAGUACUUCUGCAAGUGGAACGGGCUCAACUACGAGCACUGCACAUGGGAGCUACAGGACGAGAUCCGACCUAUUGCGAAGGAGCAAAUCGACGCGUUCCGCAAACGCGAGGCGGAGGCGAAGUUCCCCUUCAAGAGUGCGGUAUAUCCGCGAUAUGGGCGUCCUGACUUCGAGAAGAUCAAGGAGGAUCCCCCGUAUAUAGUUGACACUGGCGGCGAGCUCAAGGAUUUCCAGCUUACGGGCCUAAACUGGCUGGCGUAUCUCUGGAGCAAGGGAGAGAACGGUAUCCUUGCAGAUGAGAUGGGUCUCGGCAAGACUGUGCAGUCAGUUUCAUUCCUGUCGUAUCUGUUCCACGAGCGACGGCAAUAUGGCCCUUUCCUUGUCAUCGUGCCCCUAUCCACAAUCACCGCUUGGCAGUCGCAGUUCGCGACGUGGGCACCCGACAUGCACGUGGUCGCGUAUAUCGGUGGUGCCGCCGCACGAUCUACCGCCCGCCAGUACGAGUUCGGGCCAUCGGCGAAGAAGCUCAAGAUGAACGUCCUGCUCACGACCUACGAGAUCACCCUCCGGGACGUGAAGGAACUCGGCGAGAUCAAGUGGCAGGUGCUCAUGGUGGACGAGGCGCACAGGCUCAAGAACUCGGAGAGCCAGCUAUAUGAGGCACUCAGCGGCUUCUCGGCUGCGUCCAAGGUUCUUAUCACGGGAACUCCCCUGCAGAAUAACGUGAAGGAACUUCUCUCGUUGAUGCACUUCCUCAUGCCCGAGAAGUUCCAGCUCACGAACGAGUUCGACCUCGCCGACGCUGAUCAUGAAGUGAAGAUCAAGGAGCUGCACAAGCAGCUCGAGUCCCUCAUGUUGCGCCGCCUCAAGCGCGACGUGUUGACCUCGCUGCCCACGAAGAGCGAGCGCAUCCUCCGCGUUGAGAUGUCGGCUCUGCAGACGCACUUCUACAAGAACAUUCUCACGAAGAACUUCCAAGCUCUGGUGAAGAGCGCCAACGGGAACAACAACAUCAGCCUGCUCAACAUCGCAAUGGAGCUGAAGAAGGCCGCGAACCAUCCUUACCUCUUCGACGGCGCCGAGGUUCGCACUGACAACUCUGACGAGAUCCUGAAGGGUCUCGUGAUGAGUAGCGGGAAGCUGGUCCUGCUCGACAAGCUACUUGCUCGGCUGCGUCAAGACGGCCACCGUGUCCUCAUCUUCAGCCAGAUGGUCCGGAUGCUCGACAUCCUCAGCGACUACAUGCAGAUGCGCGGGUAUCAACAUCAGCGCCUCGACGGCAUGGUAUCGUCGGACGCCCGCAAGAAGUCCAUUGCACACUUCAACUCCCCCGGCUCCCCCGACUUCGCGUUCCUUCUCUCCACGCGGGCCGGAGGGCUUGGGAUCAACCUGGAGACCGCCGAUACGGUCAUCAUCUUCGACAGCGACUGGAACCCGCAAAACGACCUGCAGGCGAUGGCACGUGCGCACCGUAUCGGCCAGAAAUCGCAUGUCAGCGUCUACCGUUUCGUGAGCAAGGACACCAUGGAGGAGGACGUUCUAGAGCGGGCGAAGAAGAAGAUGGUGCUCGAGUAUGCGAUCAUCAACCAGAUGGACACGUCCCAGGCGCACCUCAGCUCCAAAGGCGGGGCAAAGGACCCUGCGAAGGCGGAUGCGCUGAGCAAGGACGAGCUCCACGCGGUGCUCAAGUACGGGGCGCAGAAAAUCUUCGACAAGGAUGACACCCAGCAGAGCAAGAAGCUCGAUGAAAUGGACCUCGACGACAUCCUCAACCGCGCAGAGCACCACGAGACCGUCGCUGCACAGAACGAGGGCGCGUCCCUUGGUGGAGAGGGCUUCCUCGAGCAAUUCGCGAACAUCAGCGACGUUAAGAACGACAUGAACUGGGAGGACAUCAUCCCGGCCGAGGAGCGCCACCGCUUCGAGGAGGACGAGCGCAAGGCGGAGGAGCUCGCCGCAGUGGAGACCAAGGACCGCAAGCGGACACAUGCACCCGUGUCAUAUGAAGGUAUGGACGUCGAGCACUCAUCAUCGGCACCCCCUGCGAAGAAGGCGCGCCAUCCCCCACCGCAGCGGAAGACGCCAAGCCAGAAGGCGAUGGAGCUCAAGGAGCGGGACGUCCGUGUGCUCGUCCGGAGUUUGCAGAAGUGGGGCGAUAUCCGGCAGCGAUACGACAUCAUCGUCAACGAGGCGAAGCUGCAGGACAAGAACCGCGGCAUGAUCCAGGACACGUCGGACGACAUUAUCGACCUCUGCGUAAAGGCGGUCGAGGAGAACAACGCGGAGAAGCGUGCGCGCAUCGAGGCGGGCGAGACCCUCACGAACGCGCAGAAGAGCAAAGCCGUGCUCGUCACCUACCGUGGCGUGAACAACAUCAACGCGGAGACGGUCCUCUCUCGACACCGCGACUUGCAGAUCCUCUUCAAGUACCUCGACCCCAUCUCUCAGGACGACAUGUACACCUGGACAAUACCGAUCGACAACAUUCGCCCGACGCUUAAUUGGUCGGGGCGGUGGGGUCCCCAGGAAGACUCGAUGCUGCUCGUCGGCGCAUACAAGUACGGGUUCGGCAACUGGGAGGCGAUGGCGAAGGACCCGCGGCUAGGGCUCGAGGGCAAGUUCUUCCUGGAGGAGGGCAAGAAGGGCGAGGACGCGGCGAGCAAGCCAAUACCAAACGCCAUUCAUCUCGUGCGGCGGGGCGACUACCUGCUUGGGAUCUUGCGGGAACACGACGAGAAGAUUCGUGCUAUCGAAUCGACGCUCUCUACGCGGCAUAACAGGCACUCGUCCAAGACAUCGUUGUCGCCACCACCGCCGGUCGCGUCGACGUCGUACACGAGCGCGGUUCGAAAGCGGGCGGAGAGCGAGGCAGUCGCAUCGGUGGAUGAGGGGAGCAGUAGGAAGCGGAAACGGAGGCCAACGCCGACCUUCACGGACUCGUCUUCGUCGGAUGAGUGCCCAUCUAUGGACGAAGCAGCGACGAAGGAGGAGCUCCGGCCGGUGAAGAAGCAGCUGAAAAACCUCAAGCUUUCCGGCGGUGACAUGCCGAGGGAAGACAAGGUGGCCAUCCUCAAGGAGUCCCUCGCUGCCAUCGGCAAGCGUAUAGAGGUGGUUCUGCAACAGAAAGAGGCGGCAGGCGAGGAUCGAACCAAGUGGCGACGACACUUGUGGACGUUCGUUACUCUGUUUUGGCCAAAGAAGGUCAAGGCAGGGAAACUUGAAGAGAUCCAUGCGAAGAUGGUCAUGAAGGAGAGCGCGCCGCGGGCGUCGUCGAGCGACGCUACAUCCGCUGCGAAGAAGCCCCGACUCAGCACAGGUGCAGCUAGUCGAAGCGGGGCCCCCUCUCUACCAUCAGCAUCGACAACCUCGUCGCACACAAAUGGGAAGUACCGGUGA